AUGUGGAGACUGGCACAAAGCGGUAGGUUGCAGUCAGGUUUCUUGCUGGGAGUUAGGCGCUAUGCGAAACCGUCCAAAAAGGCUUCUACUACAAUUUCAAAUAGUUUGAAAAAGCUGAAUUUUGUCAUCCCUAACUACAUAUCGGUCAAUAAGCUUUCGAAUCUUUUAAAUUGCCGCUCUGAACGGCUAGUCAAAGACUUAACGGGAUUAGGAUUUGCAAACGUCACACAGAACUACAUUUUGUCGAGGGAUUACGUGGAGUUAAUCUUACAGGAGUAUAAUUAUGAAUUGCCCGCUUCCCGAAAGCAGUUAAACGCCCAAACGGUUUACGAUGAGUUGAAGAGUCCUGUAAAUCCAAAACUGUUACAGAAGAGACCACCUGUUGUUACAAUUAUGGGACAUGUCGAUCACGGUAAGACGACAAUUAUUGAUCAUUUGAGGAAAUCAUCCGUUGUAUCGCAAGAGCACGGCGGUAUUACACAACACAUUGGUGCAUUUCAAGUGGUAACACCAGUUUCCAAGAAAAAGAUUACGUUUUUAGAUACCCCAGGCCAUGCAGCAUUUUUGAAGAUGAGAGAAAGAGGUGCUAAUAUUACGGAUAUUAUUGUUCUUGUUGUUUCCGUUGAAGAUUCCAUUAUGCCUCAAACGAUAGAGGCCAUUAAACAUGCAAAGAAUUCCGGUAAUGAAACUAUAAUUGCCAUUACUAAAAUUGAUAAGAUUAAGCAACCAAGGGAAAGGGAAAGAGCCCUUGAAAGAGUAACUGCAGAUUUGAUUGCUCAUGAUAUCCAGUUGGAACAGGUCGGGGGUGAUGUACAAGUAGUUCCGUUGAGCGCCCGUUCUGGUGAAAAUAUGGAUUUAUUAGAGGAAAGUAUUGUUCUUUUAAGUGAUGUGAUGGAUAUUAGGGCAGAAGAUUCUAACAAAGUUGCCGCUGAAGGUUGGGUGUUAGAAUCACAAGUGAAGAAGAGCGUCGGUAUUGUAGCCACAGUUCUUUUGAAAAAAGGUUGUUUGCAAAAGGGUAAUAUUCUUGUUUGUGGUAAUACGUACUGUAGAGUAAGAAAUCUACUUGACAGCGCAGGUAGGCCGGUAACCAAGGCAAUGCCAGCAGAUGCUGUAGAAGUAUUAGGUUGGAAAGAAAUACCUGAAGCCGGAGAUCAAGUGAUUCAGGCUAAAAACGAAGCACAAGCGAAGAAAUACAAUGCUAAGAGAAUAGCACUUCUAGAAGUGGAAGAGCAGGCUAUUAAUGUGGAAAAGUUGAAUUUGGAAAGAGGUCUUAAGAGAGAUGAAGACGACGCCCAAGAUGAGAAUGAAGAUGGCGAAGAUAUUGAUAGUACAAAACAGGAACUUGGUCCAAAGAAGGUGAAUUUUAUCGUCAAGGCCGAUGUUUCUGGGUCUGCGGAAGCUAUCAAAGAAAGCAUUGCAUCAUUAGGUAACGAAGAAGUCGUUUGUAAUGUUGUUUCGUCGUCGGUGGGUCCUCCGGCAGAAAGUGAUCUAAAGAUGGCUCAAAUUACGGACAGUAAAAUACUGUGCUUCAAUUUAGGUAGCUUACCAACUGAAGUGAUUAAUAACAGGAAAGGUGUUGAUAUUAGACAGUACAAUGUGAUCUACAAACUGAUCGAAGAUGUGACUCAAGUACUGACAGAUAAUUUGAAACCUAUUUAUGAGACCAAACACGUUGCACAGAUCGAUGUACGAGAAAUAUUUGAGUUCACACUGAAGAAGAAGGUCAUCAAGAUCGCUGGUUGCAGAGUUGAGAAUGGUAAAAUUUUCAGAAACUCUACCGUUCAAAUUUUGAGAAACGAUCAAGUAAUAUUCGAUGGUAAAUUAGCUACUUUGAAACAGGGUAAAGAUGAUACUCUUGAAGUUACAAAGGGUAAUGAGUGUGGUAUAACUUUUGAAAAAGGAUUUGAAGAUUAUGAAGCAGGUGAUAAGAUUAUGGUUUAUGAAAGACAACGUGUACCUCGUUACUUGUAA
Molecule: messenger RNA, 1971 nt
Organism: Zygosaccharomyces rouxii
Lineage: Eukaryota; Fungi; Ascomycota; Saccharomycetes; Saccharomycetales; Saccharomycetaceae
Gene: IFM1
Product: translation initiation factor 2
Exons: 1
Coding region: 1-1971 (656 amino acids)
Biological process (GO): translational initiation
Molecular function (GO): translation initiation factor activity; GTPase activity; GTP binding
Source: RefSeq, a predicted model, not a curated record